Messenger RNA from Yarrowia lipolytica CLIB122, 870 nucleotides. RefSeq lists its product as uncharacterized. The record is from RefSeq and is a predicted model, not a curated record. Gene Ontology annotation, biological process: CAAX-box protein processing. Lineage: Eukaryota; Fungi; Ascomycota; Dipodascomycetes; Dipodascales. Gene Ontology annotation, cellular component: endoplasmic reticulum membrane. Gene Ontology annotation, molecular function: metalloendopeptidase activity.
AUGACGUUUGCAGACUGGUUGGUGGCGGCGUCGUUCUCGCACCUGAUCACGGCGCUCUACGUGGGCUCUCUGUAUCUCAGCAAAUCCACCCGGCCCUCCAAGCUCGUCCGAAGAGACGACGAGGUGGUGGUCAAAAAACGCAUGCAGAUUAUAUCGCUCGGCACGCUCGUGGACGUGCUGGUAAUCACACCGCUCGUGCUGCAAUGGCAGCUCAAGCCGCAGAUUGUCACGUGGUCCGAGACCAUCAAGUUCAUGGACAUUGAGCUGGGCCCGCACUUCUUCACACGCACCGUGCCUACCUCGGUGCUGGCUCUGAUCCACGUGGCGAUACUGUUUGCUGGCCCGCUGUACCAGCGCAUCUACCUGGAAAACGGGCUCCCGCUGGGCUUCCACCUGGCCAAACGCGAGCUCAAGACCGUGUGGGGCAUCCGAAACUACAUUGUGGGACCCAUCACCGAGGAACUCGUGUUCCGAGCUUGCAUCAUGUCCGUGCACAAGGCUGCGGGCUACUCGCCUCUGGCGUCCGUGUUCGUCACGCCGCUGUAUUUUGGUGUCGCUCAUCUGCACCACGGCUACGAGCUUUACGUCAGCAUGGGCAGUAAAGGGAAGAACAAGGUCAUGGUCAUUGCGCUGCAGUGCGCCGUGCAGCUCGUCUUCACCACGCUCUUCGGCUGGUACGCCGCCUGGCUCUACGUGCGCUUCCAGUCCGUCUGGCCCCCCGUGUGCGUCCACAUCUUCUGCAACGCCAUGGGAGUGCCUGAUUUCUCGGUCGAUGGAGUCACCAAGAAACAAUUCAAGACCUACCAGACGCUGCUGGCGGCUGGAUUUGUCGGUUUCCUUGCCACAAUGACCUUGUUGAUUCGGUGGUAA